AUGUUGCUGAGUCGGGGUGGAAGCCGUUUAUGUCUGCGUCGGGCGCGGGUGUCGUGGGACUUCGGCGGAGGCUACCCUGAAAUUGAUCGCUGUGGACGGUAUAUAAUAAGCUGGUCUGUGACACCGUCGUUACUUCUUCUUUUCCGGUGGCAAGUGCACCGUUGCAUUAGCACGGGAGUUAGACGGUCAACGAGACAGAUGACAGUGUCGAAGGCGGAGAAUGUGCGCAACAGGAAGCGUGUCAAAAGGGCGGGAGCCGGGAGGGAUCUUGCAGAUGUCGAGUCCGCUGCUAUGAACAGUCUCUCACAUGUCGAGUUAUCCGAGGAGCAGACUCAAUUGCGGGAGAAGGUGUUGCAGUUCGUGAAGGAGAACUUGCCCCAGGGCCAGACACCCGAUACUGGGAAACCGGCGAUGUUCGUCAUCCAAGGUGAUGCUGGGACUGGGAAGUCUGUCGUUUUGAACUCGCUGUUCAACGAGAUCCAGAGGCUGAGUGUCUCGUCAGAGGAGAAGACGCCACUGCAGGGGUCCCGGAACUACCUCGUCGUGAACCACCCAGAGAUGUUGAAGCUGUACUUGAGAAUCUGCAGACACUAUAAGUACAUUGCGAGACAAUCACUCGAGAGACCCACCUCGUUGAUCAACACGCUGCAGAAGGAGAAACGGCUUGCAGACGUCGUAAUAGUCGACGAAGGCCACCUGCUAGCAACAGCGAAGGACGCCUUCAAGAGAUUCUACGGUGAGAACCACCUAGAGGAACUCAUGUCGCUCGCCAAAGUGCUCAUCAUUGUGUAUGACGAUAAGCAGGCGUUGCGGAUGGGUUGUUAUUGGGACGAUGGGACAAAGGGCGACGGUGCGAACCUAAUGAAGUACUACGAGUCAGUGCCCAAGAACAGGAGACACUGGUACAACCUGAAGCAGCAGUUCAGAGUCGCAGCGCCCAGUGAUAUCCUGGACUGGAUCAAUACGCUAAGUGUCGACGCCAAGAUCCCCAAAUUCCCCGCCAGUGCGAGAGAUCCUGCGACCUCCUUUGAGCUCAAGAUCUGGGGGAACUGUGGCGACAUGUACGAGGCGUUGAAGGAGAAGAACGCACAGUACGGCCAAUGCAGAAUGCUCUCCACGUACGACUUCCCCUACAGACUCGACGGGAAGGACUACUUUGUCGAGUGUGGGGACUCGUUCAAGCUAAGGUGGGACAGGUACCAACCUAGAGCGGUCCUCCCCUGGAGUGAGAGGCCCGACAGUAUCGACGAGGUCGGUAGUGUGUACACGGUGCAAGGGUUCGACCUGCACUACGCCGGUGUGAUCCUGGGUCGCUCGAUCGGGUACGACGACAAGAACGACUGUCUAAAGUUGAGACCGGAACUUUACGACGACCACGCUGGGUUCACAAAGAAGAAGAACAUCCACAACCCAAACCAAGUCAAGCACAAAAUAAUCAUGAACAGUAUCAACGUUCUAUUGACGAGAGGCACCAAGGGUCUUUACGUGUACGCGUACGACGAUGCCCUCAGGGAGAGAUUGCUGCAAACUGUCUCCAAGUAG
Huiozyma naganishii CBS 8797 is the source of this 1542-nucleotide messenger RNA. RefSeq lists its product as uncharacterized. Lineage: Eukaryota; Fungi; Ascomycota; Saccharomycetes; Saccharomycetales; Saccharomycetaceae. The transcript has a single exon. Bases 1 to 1542 code for a protein of 513 amino acids. The record is from RefSeq and is a predicted model, not a curated record.